GCGAUAAUCUUGUUAAGGAAAUGGUGGCCAAAGACACAGAAAAAUAUCUAGAUUAUUUUAGAAUGCCACAUCAACUAUUUGAAAAACUAUUGGCAUUAGUUCGACCUAUUAUUGCUAAACAAAACGUUAUUCGCGAACCUAUUUCACCUAUCAUUCGGCUCCAAAUUACAUUGCGCUAUUUAGCAUCAGGGGAUAGUAUGAACUCCCUUUCAUAUGCCUUCAGAGUUGGACACAAUACAAUUUCAAAAAUAAUAUCCGAGACUUGUGAAGUUAUUUGGAAUUGCCUCAAGGAUUCAGUUCUUCUUAAGAAUAAUCAAGAGAGUUGGAAAGCUAUAGCCAAUGAAUUUGAACGUUUGUGGAAUUUUCCAAAUUGUAUAGGGGCCAUUGAUGGAAAGCAUGUACAAAUUCAGGCUCCACCAAAUAGCGGAUCAACAUAUUAUAAUUACAAAGGUCAUUUCAGUAUUAAUCUUCUGGCAAUCAGCGAUGCAAACUAUUGUUUUACAGUAGUCGAUAUUGGUGCGACAGGAAGACAAAGUGAUGGAGGAGUCUUCCGUAACAGCGAAAUCGGGAAACGUUUUGAAGCUAAUUCAUUCAAACUGCCAACUCCGAGACAGAUCGAAAAUAAUGGACCAGCUUUACCAUAUGUAUUGGUAGCAGAUGAGGCUUUUCCAUUAUCGAUGUAUAUGAUGAGGCCAUAUCCACGAAGUGGAAAACUCGACAUUGGAAAAAAGAUAUUUAAUUAUAGACUAAGCCGUGCAAGAAGAAAGUGCUUUUGGCAUGUUGGCGAAUCAAUGGAGAAUAUAUCGAAAGCCAAUCAUUGCAAACAUCAGCAAUGCACGCAAAAUUAUACAAGCAACUGUAGCAUUGCACAAUUUUAUCAUCCAAAAUGAAGAAAAUUUAACCAGAAAAAAAACAUAUUUACAUUUAAUUACAGAAAAUUCGGAUAUACAUCAUGGUAUUUGCAAUAUACCACUUUGUAGAGGUCGAAGUAAUAACAAUGCUACUACAAUCAGACAAGCGUUUUCAACAUACUUUCAAAGUACUGGUGCAUUAUCUUAUCAGUGGGAGAAAGCGUUGCAGAAUGAUUUUUAAUUUGUAAUAAAAACAGGUAAUGACAAAUACAUUUUGUUUAAAAAUAACUUCAUUUAAUAAACAAUCUUUUCAAAUUACAGGUGCGCAGGAGCCUCCACCUUUCGAGACAACCCGAACAUAGAAACAAUAUGUAUCUAUAUCACAAACAUAUAUAUAGUAAGAAUAGACAAAGUAACGUUUGAUAGAAAAAAAAACAAGGCAGUUAUAGCAUUUCUCUUUUUCUCUCUCUCUCUUAUUCACACAAUUAUCUC
Molecule: messenger RNA, 1343 nt
Organism: Solenopsis invicta (red fire ant)
Lineage: Eukaryota; Metazoa; Arthropoda; Insecta; Hymenoptera; Formicidae
Product: protein ALP1-like
Exons: 2
Coding region: 21-890 (289 amino acids)
Source: RefSeq, a predicted model, not a curated record